AUCAGAAUUUUCAAGAGUUCAGUCAGUCAUCGUGUUCUCGCUCUCCCGUCAACCAUCGUUUCCCAGUGGGCAGUGGGGGGAGAGAGAGAGAGAGAGAGAGAGAGAGAGAGAGAGAGAGAGAGAGUUCUAUUCGCUAUUCGCUAUUCGCUUUUUGAUUCACUUCCCUGGUGCUGAUUUUGACAUUAUCAUUUCUCGGUCCUUAUUCCACGCCCAUUAUUGCCCUCCUCCCCCUCUCUCUAUAUCUCGUGGUGUUUCUCCUUCUCUCAUACUUUGAAAAUUCAUUCUUGCUUUUUCCUUCUCUUGUAUUGGAAUCUGAAGCCGAUCCACUUCAAUUUUGUUGUCUUGAAGGAAACCCAUUUCUCGUGUUCUCCAUUUCAUGUUGUUGAGCUGUGAGGAAAGGGUUCGAUCUGAGGCAAACCCGGAAUUGAAUUUGGCCAUUCAGCCGGAGAGCCCCAGGUUUUGGUUCGAUCUUCGUUGCCUAAAUCCGGUAAGCUUGUGCUUCAUCGAUUUUGAGGACAGGGUCUGUCGGAAUUUGCUUCCAAUUUAAUCCCGAUUGUUGUCGGUAACACGAAUUUUGUCGAUACCCAUUAAAAUUUGUGUGGAAUUACACAUUCGUGAAGCUUCUUUCUGGUUUAGCCUCAGAGAUUUUUCAGUGAAUCGAGUUAGCGAUACAUGAAGGUUGGUGAUGUUUCGUCUGAAUCGUCAUGUGCCCCUCCUAGCUUGCUUCUCUCACUUCAUGACGAUGUAUUUGCUAUCAUCUCCCGCUCUCUUUCGCCGAGGGACAUUUGUAAUCUCAGCUUGUGUUGCAAAAGCCUCUGUGCCCUUGUGGCCUCCGACAAGAUUUGGCUUUCACAAUGUGAAGCCGUAGGAGUUCUGUCUCUGCGUGAAGUUGUCGACUGGGGGAUUGGUAUCUCCUCCUACAAAUCCCUUUGUCGAUUUCUUGUCAAGGUGAAGCCUUUGAUUGGCAUUUGGGUUCACCAAAAUCCUGAACUGGGGAAUGUGGUUUAUGUGAUGCCUGGUUUUCUGUCUGUUGUCGGGUGUCGGAUAAUUCCGCAGGAGGUCGGACCAUUGGGGAUUCAUGAAGGCCCCAUUCUUUGGGCACCCGUCUUCGAAAUUAUAAGCGGUUUUGAUGGUUCAACCGGUUUUUUCCUUCACGGGAGAGAAAACGAACGUUGUUGCUUGUAUCCCGGUUCUAUUAAAGCCAUUGAGAAGAACUGCAAUAUACUUUUGCUUGAGGUUGAGCCGAAGCGACAAAGGGAUUGGGAUCAGUUGUUACACUGUAAAUCUUGUGCUCCUCAUUCCGAAAGAGAAGCCUCAGGAAAGGUUUGUAGGUCAGAUAGCGUGCUGUCUAGAUCUCAGAGGGCAGCAUUUGGAAAGAACGACUCUCGGGUUCCGUUUAGCAAGCUAGCUUUUAGUGAUAGGAGAAAGUUGCUCGAAAGAGUCACCAGCCAUGUGGGAUUACUUGUACCCGAUUCAUUAAGCGGGCCGUUGUUUCCUAGGUCGAGAGACGAUGUCGAAAAUUUUCAGAGAGAUAAACUGAUGUUGUUGGAACGCAGAUCCGCGCUCCUUAAAAUGCAGAAGUUUGGUGGCAGUUGGAACAUCAUGAACUUGGAGGAUGAAUUGCAUUACGAUCCUACACAGGUAUAUGGAAAUGUGAUACGGAAGGAUUUCGAUAAUGGCGGAGGUUUUCCCAGGUCCCACAACAGCAAUGACGAGAGUCUGGUACAGAGCACGGGUAGGAAAAGCUUUAGUGGGUAUUUCAGAAAUAGCAUCAAGAAUAUUCUCGGGAAGUCGACUUCGAGUAAUGGCAAUCAUGGCCAUGGGACUUCAAAGAAUACAUCUUCGAGCAGCGAGAUUAGGUAUGCAAACCUCCAUGACUUUCUUAGCUCCGGCGAAUCAGUAGGUCUCAGUCUAGAGGCGUCCACUACCAAGCUUUCUUCUUAUCGGGCUUGGCCUAACAUGCAUGACAGCCGAUUUGCACUUUAUAAACUACCGAUUAGGCUUCCAAGAGACGACCAAGAAUAUGCCGGUUUGUGGGGAGGAACCUUUGGUUGGCCUCCGGGAAAACCCUCGGAAGACAAACCAGGCAAAGCUCUUUUCUUACUUCUACUCUCUUACGAAGAAUCCCAAGGGGAGAGGCUUCUCAUUGCGACAAAGAUACUGGAAGGCACUCAUUAUGUAUUGCAUCCUAAUGGAUCGGCCAUGUUCAUAGUGAAUAUCGACAUGCCUUCACCCGAGCCAUUUCCUUGGGACAUUGAUGGAGAUUCUCUUCCGGUUAUUGUCGAGCAUGCUUUCUCGGGAGAGGGUAUUGCAAAUGGGUAUGGUUUCAGAUAUCCCGGUGCGAAACCCGGUACCCUUUUCGUGACUGACAACGGCCUUCUCGCGUUCAUUUGGAAGGAAUCUAGAGCUGUCUUGACAUUGCAAAGACUUGACCUGCAAGAGCUUUUGAAGAAAGGCGACCGUUUGCAGCCUUUGCCCCCAAUUCUGAAUUUCACUUAUUUGACGAAGUCAUACUCCAAUGUGUUCACUGGCUAUGCAAAUUCCUCCUCCCCAAGGCAAAGAACAUCUCUGGAAACGCGUCCGUCCAAGUAACAAGUUUCCGAAGCCUCAAUGCUAAUAACCGAGGCUUGGAUGAGAAAAGAAAAGGGGUUUCGAAGGGAAUAGCCGAGCGAAUUUUCGUACAAGACAGCAGAAGAUUGUUCCUUACAUUCACACUCAUGAAACUCAUAUUUGUGAGUUAGCGUCUACUAAUUAAUCGCCUCAUGAUCUGUGCAUGAAUGAUUGUUUAAGAACAAGCUUUUAGUUCGGUUCCUUGUGAACACGACAUAGCCGACUCGUAGCGGGUUGUCUUAACAAAGGCAUAGUGCCACCGAUGUAAUGUUUGUGUUCCGAUGUUUGUCCGACUUGGAAAUUCACAGUGUUACAUUUCGAUGUAGAAAUUAUUAUGGA
Molecule: messenger RNA, 2949 nt
Organism: Tarenaya hassleriana
Lineage: Eukaryota; Viridiplantae; Streptophyta; Magnoliopsida; Brassicales; Cleomaceae
Product: F-box protein At5g39450
Exons: 2
Coding region: 673-2592 (639 amino acids)
Molecular function (GO): protein binding
Source: RefSeq, a predicted model, not a curated record